This is a messenger RNA of Asparagus officinalis (garden asparagus), 744 nucleotides long. RefSeq lists its product as uncharacterized. Gene Ontology annotation, molecular function: nucleic acid binding; RNA-DNA hybrid ribonuclease activity. The transcript has 2 exons. NCBI's taxonomy places the organism in Eukaryota, Viridiplantae, Streptophyta, Magnoliopsida, Asparagales, Asparagaceae. The coding region runs from base 1 to 744 and encodes 247 amino acids. The record is from RefSeq and is a predicted model, not a curated record.
AUGAGUGAAAAGGAGUGCCUCACCCUGGAAUCCAUAAUCCAGAAGAUGCAACACUACUUGGUUGGGCAGAUAAUUUAUGUCAUUUCCAGUGUUAACUCAAUCCGAGUAUUCAUGACCCAACCCGCUUCCAUGAAUUUGUGGCUUGCGAGAUGGGCGUUACUUCUGUCACAAUACGACAUCCACUUUAAACAACAGAAGUCGAUAAAAGGACAGACUAUCUUUGAUCUUCUAGCAAUUAAUCCUACAAAGGAUAAGGCCGAGUUAUUCGAAGAUUUGCCGGAUGAAACCACAAAGUCAAUACUACCUCUCACCAGCAGGUGUGGCAAUUGUACUUCGAUGGCACUUCUCGAACAACUAAUGUGUUUCACUAAAGAGCUAGGGGUGGAGUACUUUGAAGCUUUUGUUGAUUCUCAGUUGAUAGUUAAUCAAGUUCGAGGAGAGUACAAAGUUAAAAACCAAGACCUGAUCCCAUACCACCAAGCGGCUGUCGAGAUAGCAGACUCAUUUAAAGAAUUAUUCAUUGAGUACAUCACGCGCCUCCAGAAUGCUUAUACAUAUGCACUAGCGAUUCUAGCAGUCUCUUUGGCCCAGCCUCCCAAGACAGAACAGUUGGUUACUGUGAGAACUUACCAACUCUUCAUACUAGAUUACGCCCUAGACAUCAAAGAGGUGUACGCAACCGGUAUUGAACUCAAGUCGGUUCUAGCAUGUAGAUUGUCAAAGUCCGUUCUAGCAAUCUCUUAG